AAUGACUGUCCUGAGCAUCAGGGGACCCACACUGGACAAUACCCAGAACAAAGCAGUGUCCAGUCCCUGAUGGGUGCUGUGUGGUAGGCCUACAGACUACCAUGUGAUUAUCCUGUUAGACCCAGGGUCCCAGGUGGUGUGGCUUGCCAUCUGUACUCUCCUAUCUCAGAUGCAAUGACAACUCCGCUCAUGGGUGUGAUGCCCACCUCCUUAAGGGCAACCCUGCAGAACUGUUCCAGGGGCAACCAGCAAGAAGGCCUCUUCUCCCCCAAGGCCAUGGGGAGAAUGGCUGGUCAGAAGGACAGCACCAAGCCCAGGGAUGAAGUGUUCCAUCCACAUGCAGCCAAGGACAGCCUUCUGGCCACAACACUGAGGUGGCCUGUUCUCUCCCAGCAGUUGAGUCCACCUCAAACAGUUCCCUAUGUGGCCUGGUCUGGCAAUAUCAAGGAUCCAAGCCCCUACAUGAAGGGCUGCAGCCUGCCCAUGUGGUCUCCAUGCUUGGACACUAAGGACGUGGACAGCUCGGUGUCAUCCGGCAGAAUGUCUGGCUCCUCAGGGGGGCAUGAAUCAUGCACACUUUCUCAUGGGCCCUGGAAGGAAAGGCCACCCCUGAUACUGGGACCCCAGCGCCAGCCCAGGAAGAGUGACCCUCGUCUGGAGCAGUUGAGGGACAAGAUCCGAGCCCAGGCACAGUGGCAGGCUAGCUGUGCCUCCCUGGGCACCUCUGCCCCCUCUAGUGCCUCGUGCCUCUACAAAACCUCGACGAUGCUAUGGCGGAAGACCCCCAAGGUGACAAAUGCGCUUCCAGUGCCUGCUUUCCCAGGAUCAGGCGUUCUUCGUACAGCUGAGCAUAGGGGCAAAGACAGGGCAUCUCUCAGCUUGAGACGGGAGCUCUCAAAGGUUCCCCAGCAUCAUACUUCAGUUCCAAGGACAAACUUCAAAAAGGUCAAAAAUGCUUCUUGCAAAAGAGAGAUCUCAAAGUCUUCUAUCCUUCGCAGAACUGCCAAAGGCAGAGGCUCUGACAGGAAAGCAGCAGCUGUCAAGGCCUCACCUGCCCACACCUGGUUGUGUAAACCCAUGUCUGCCCACAGUGACCAGCAGGUUUCCAAGCAUACACCCAGCCUGGCUUUCCAGGAUCAGUCAGCAACUAUCCAUGGUGCUAUGGAGACCCUACAAGACCUGCGCCAACAAAUCCAGGCUGGCCUGGAGCUUACCAGGAGCCCCAGAGUGGACAGGAAGCUCUCACUAUCGAAACCAAAGCCACAGAACCUGGUAGGGAAGAGGGAUCGGGGACUCCAAAGCACCCAGGACAUGCAGGGCUCCUCAAAGACUGCUUGGACUGUGACAGAAGGAAAGAACUCUUCCUUGCACAGAGCUGGGAACUUGCACAGCCAGCAACACAGGAAGAAAGCCUUGGCUGAGCACGAGUCUUGUCCACGGAGGACCUGGACAGGACAGGGGCAAGACUCCUCUUUCCCCAGGCCUGGGAGCACCCCAGAAAAACCACGUUUCUUCUCACAGCGGCCCUGGAGUGCCCUGGCUAGGCAGACCUACCCACAGAGGACCUGGGAUGCUCAGGGCCAGGACAUCUCUGUCCAGAAGUCUGGGAGCUCCCUUAAAAAGCCAAGCCCCUUCUCACAGCGGCCCUGGAGUGCCCUGGCCGGCAGAGCUUACUCAGCUUGUGAAGAUCGGGAGGUAUUUGAGCCCAGUCCGUGGAACUCUCUGAGUCGGCCGCAUUCUGCUCUCCAGGAUCCCUGGAGUAAUUCUUUUGUGCAGAGGUCCAGUCCCUCCAGCAAGGGCAAAAGUGCUGUCCCUCCUCCCUCAAAAGUCAAGCCAGCUUGGCCAGAGCCUUCCCAAGACUUGCUGCAAAGCAAACCAGCAAAGGAACAGGACACACCCUGUCCAAGGCCACGGGGGUCUCUGGGCCAGCAACAUAGCUCUGAGUCCUUACGUGACUUCAUGCGUCAGAAAGCUCAGGCCCGACGGCAGCAGGCCCUGGAGCAGAAGGCCUUGGCUGCACACACUCUGGAACUGCGGAACCAGAGGCUGCAGGAGGUAUACCGGAAGCAACGAGAGGCCGUCCUUGGCAAGGACAUCCCUGUGGUCUCCCAGAGGCGCCCUGGCAUCGUCACUUUUGUUCCCAUGCAGUCUGGGGGCAUGGAAGCCCCUGGGAGCCUGGGCUCACCACGUGAGCAGACAUGGAGCAAAGUGACAUCUGGCAUGGUGCUUGGGGACCAAGAGGCUCCAGACAGCUUCUGUUUGUGUUUGAACAAACCGUGGAACCGCAUUGAGACCCAGGACACUGGACGGCCCCUGGAAGGCUACAAGCAAGCCCGGCUGCAGGCACUGGAGACCAUGGCUGAGGCCCUCAGGCAACGUGUUGACAUCCUAACCACCAAGCUGGACAAGCCGACGUCUCCUGACACAUCUGGUGACCUGGCAUCCGACGUGCUGCCCUUGUGCCCCAGCACAGCACCUGCCACCCCUACACUCGUUCCGCCCUCUUACCUCAGAACCUUAAUGUCUAAAGGGGGCAGAGAAAGUCCCCGGGACUUGGUGGAUUCACAGGCUGAGCCCCUUCUCCUCAGCACCUGCUUCCAGGAUGGUGAAAUGCUACCAUGGAGCCCCAGUUGGGAGCUGCCGAACCCAAACCUGGGGACCCACAUUGAAAGCCAGCCCCAAGGUCCUGUUUCUAGCACCCCUGCCUCAGUGUCUCAGGUCAUCCCUCACACUCAGUCUUGCCCUGCUGGCUCAUCAAGUCAUGGGGCCCUUUCCAAAGAAGCCAUACAGGGGCUGGAGAAGAAGCUGCAGAGAGAGAUGGCUACCCUCCAGGCCCUCGGUGCGUGCAUGAAGAGCUCGCUUGGGAUGCCAGAUGCACCAGACCCCACCCGUGGCUCCCUUUGGCAGGAAGAGAUGCCAGAAGUAAAAAAGGAAGGCUUGGUAACGCCCUGGACCACCCGGAGCUGCGGUAAGGGCGAGCCUGCAGAUAGGCCCUGGGCUGGCUGGUCAGGUGGCCAGGGGGGCCUCCCGUGGGCCUCUUCCACCGCCUAGCUUGAGCUUGGUCUUGCAGAGGAGACCUAUUUCUAUGUGGAUGGCAGCCACACAUCAGUAUUAAAGUGUUUUGAGGCUCUCCAGCCCCUACCACCU
Molecule: messenger RNA, 3147 nt
Organism: Mus musculus (house mouse)
Lineage: Eukaryota; Metazoa; Chordata; Mammalia; Rodentia; Muridae
Gene: Ccdc187
Product: coiled-coil domain containing 187
Exons: 10
Coding region: 175-3051 (958 amino acids)
Biological process (GO): microtubule anchoring
Cellular component (GO): centrosome
Molecular function (GO): microtubule binding
Source: RefSeq, marked validated